CCGCAACAACCAGCCGAGAGUCGGAAGAGACGCGAACUUGGAGGUCGAAGUAAGACGACUGAACAAAUCUGAGAGUGAAACGGAAAUAAUGUUCUCGAUGUCGCGGAACGAGGACACGACGCUAUCGUUGCCGGAAGAUCCAAGGCCGAGUUACACGGAAGCCGCCCAGGUGUCCGCAGCCGGGGGUAGAGAGGAGCAGCGUGCUGCUGCUGUUACUGCCAGACUGUUUGCAAAAGACAAGGUAUGCCGGAGAGAAAGCAAUUACCUGUAUGCAGGCCCAGGCAAGAAGCCAAACUUUCUGAAACAGCUGGAGAGUUAUAUGAAGAGAAAGCUGCAAGCCAUCGACAACACUGAACCAAGAUUUCAAGAGCUCAAACUACAGGUCUACCAGGAUGUCUUUGGCCGUUUCAUUGAAGAAUUCAAAACUUAUCAACUCUUUCUUUAUGGCAUCAAAAAGGAAUAUGAAGACACUAUAGCGUAUCUACGGAAUCAGAUCUGUGAACUGGAGCCUCUGCAGACCCACCUGAGGUUGGUUACAGAGGAAUGUGACCAGAAGAUGCAUGCACGUUGGCAAGAGGAACAGGCUGAGAUUGCAACCCUGAAAAGAGAGAAGAAGCAACUGCAGAAGGACAUGAAAAGCAUGAGGGAGAAAGACGAGGCCAUGCAGGCAAUGGUGGCCCAUCUGAAGUCUGAAGUAUCCAACCUGUAUCUGCAGUACCGAGAGGAGCAUGAUGCUCGCAAGCUGCUGAUCUUCAAGCUCAAUCACCUAACAAGUUGCCUUGGAACAGAAGAGGAGCCCACAAAUGAAAAUUCAGACAAGGAGAAAGAGGAUCCUGUGAUGCUGAGGCAAGCUCUGAUUGUGUGUCGAGAUGACCUAAGCAAAGCCCAGGAGUUGCUCAACAGGAUGCAGGCAGAGUACUGGGAUGUGGUUUCUCGACGUGACUGGGAGUCCCUGGAGAACACACAAAAACAGACUCUGCUGCAGUUGGGGAGGCUGCAGCAUGACUUUGACCAGCUGAAGGCUGAACAUGACACCCUCCUUGCGCUCCAUAACAAAGAUAGUUUACAGGCUGAACCAGACUGCUCCACUACUGGGCAGGUGGAUGAGGGUGUGCUCCAUAAGCAAAGCAACCUGCAGCCCAACCUGCUGGAGGUGCUGAUCAACACUGAUGUCUCCGAGACAGACACACUCACAGUUCAGGAAUUUAGGGCUGACCUGAAGACCGAGGAGCUGGUGGCCUCAGCUCAGAAUGAUCUGGACACCAGCAGCGAAACCAUUGCCUAUCAGAGACUCUACAGCCAGAGCCAGGAGGCAGAGGGUAAAGACGGGGAGCUCCCAAGUUGGCUGAGCAGACUUACUUUAGGGGAAAGGCAGCUGUACACAAGCCAGCUCAGAGAGCAGUUGGCAGGCAAAGAGGAGGUGUCAAUGGCAGAUCUGCGUGCUGCCUUGACAUGCAUCAACCCAGAGCUAGAUGCAGACGCUCUCAACUGGAGCUUGUGCCUCGCCUUUCAGGUGAACAUUGAAGAGCUGGAACAGUGUGACACACUGCUGGACACAGAAGCCAUUCUGCAAAACCUCUGUAUGGCUGACGUCAGCAGGCCUGAUCCUCUGCCCCCGCAAGCGUAAAGCCCUCUCCCAAAUGGACAUUUCCAACAAACCCUGGCACCACUGAACAGUUCAUUUUAGAAAUGCUAUAACUUUGAGUAUUCUUAGACAACUCAUUUGUGCUCAUUAACAAUGAUAAUUCAUAAGAACUAAAAAUUUGCAUGUUAACAUUUUGAUGUUUAUUAAAGUUGGCAUCAGUGUUAUUGGAUCGGAGGAAACACCAGCAUAUUUGAUUAUCAUUUGUCUUUAUUCUUGAGUGAAUGAAUGAUGAUGAUUUAUUUCGAACAUGUAAAUAGGAUAUAACCCAGAUAAGCCAUUGCCAAUACUCUGAAGUGAUCAACAAAUCCACACAUCUCACUCAGCGAACAAAGCUCCAUAUGCAUCAGAUCAUUUGCUACAUGUUGGGAAAGCAGUAGGAGGAAGUAUACACUUAUUUUUUUCCUACCCCCUCUCACCUACUCGUAAGUUAAUUCACCUACUAUACAUUUCAAACUCAACUCCCACUGUACUGUAUAGUUCAAAUUCAAUGCAAGUUGUGCUGCACAAUACAAACUCAACUACUGUGAACAAUAAGAGAAAAAAGAAAAGAAAAACAUCAAAAACACGUGAGCGAAAGAAAAAGAAAAGAAAACACAGCCUA
Molecule: messenger RNA, 2246 nt
Organism: Lampris incognitus (smalleye Pacific opah)
Lineage: Eukaryota; Metazoa; Chordata; Actinopteri; Lampriformes; Lampridae
Gene: tsnaxip1
Product: translin-associated factor X interacting protein 1
Exons: 13
Coding region: 89-1627 (512 amino acids)
Cellular component (GO): cytoplasm
Source: RefSeq, a predicted model, not a curated record